AUGGCUGCGGCUGACUUGGACGUAGCUGACUCUUGCUUCUGUACGCUGCUCUGCUGUGGAGAAGCCAGAGCAACAGCAGCGGCCGUUGUUGAUAGUAGCCCCUGGCAGACGACCAUUGCCUGCCCGGCUGAAUGUGGGAUCACGGCUUCAGGCUCCUUCGUUGACGGCGGGGUGCAGCUUGCUUGUCCAGAGUUUGACGUGGCUUGCGAGGCCGAGGAUGGGGAGCCCAGGAGCUGCCGAGUGGUUUUCUACACCGUGGACCCCCAAAGCGUGGUGCCCGAACAGCUGCCCGAAGCACGGCAGUUUCGAGAUCUACGUGGGCAGGUGACUCGUCCCUUUGCGCAAGCCUUGGCCGAGUGCUACUACGGCGCGGCGGAGAUGGACGCCCUUCACGUUCAGACCAUGGUUCCUGGACAGGAGGCAGUUGGCUACUACGAGGUGGCCAUAGGUGAAGAGAGGUCCCUCUUCCUGCACAACAGCUUGCUCCUCCUCCCCAACUUCCUCAGCCACGGCGACUGCCACUCACUGCGGGCGGCCGCCGAUCAGCGGCUCGCGCAACCCGAGGCCGCCAAGCAAGUUUCUCGAGCGUCGGAUGGGUACGCUGCAUGCAGGGAGGGCCUGGACCGGUUGCCAGUUGCUGAGCUCGGCCCGGCAGCACAGGCCAUCUCAGAUCAGAUCUUGGGCCGACUGCUUCACUUCUUCGAGUCCAUACCGGCCUUAGCCCAGCAGAUUUUCCAGAGGUCGGAGGGCCUCGCGAAGCUGCGAUUCACCUUUGCGUCGGGCGAGCCAGCGGUGAAUCGCUAUGAGGCUGGGGGAGGCUUCGGCCCCCACACGGACAAGGAGAUGGUUACGGUGAACAUCGUUCUUUCCGAGCCUGACGCCUUCUCUGGCGGGGGCACGAUGUUCUGGCCGGAAGGGGCCUCGGUGGAGGAGUUGGUGCUCCUUCGCCCGCAGAAGGGCGUGGCCGUGCUCUUCCACGGCCAGCUGAAGCACGCGGGCAGGGCGGUGGCGCGCGGCCUGAGGCAUCUCUACGUGGCAAGCUUCAGUCUCACGGGCCCUUAA
Molecule: messenger RNA, 1062 nt
Organism: Symbiodinium natans
Lineage: Eukaryota; Dinophyceae; Suessiales; Symbiodiniaceae
Source: the annotation of a GenBank genome assembly